AUCCCUCGUGGAGGACGACGACCCUCACAUGAAAGUGUCGCUGGGGUGUGGUGACAUGGGCGUCUCUGCCCACCUACAGCCUUCCAAAACAGGAAACACUCGCUUCUUCACAAGCAACACACACAGCUCAGUUGUCCUUCAGGUGAGUAGUAAUGGAUGGGAGGGCGGGUUACAGGAGAGAGAAUGAGAGAUGGUUCAUAUACUCUCCUUUUUUCUUGAUCUCCUACUUAUUGUUAUUAUUACAAAUAUUAUUAUGAUCAUCAUUAUAAUAAUAAGUAAUGUCAUCAUCAUUGUUUACACUGUUCCAAAUGGUCAGAAAAAAGUAUAAUAUUGUAAUCUAACGGCAAUAAUUUGGCACACCCAAUACUCACGCAACGCUUGCUCCAAUACCCUCCUUUUUGUUGAUCUCCAGUAGUUUCCACAACUAAGUAAAAUGUCUUCCACAGAUCUGACUUCCCCUUUCCCUCCUGAGAAACCAGUAAACAUUUGCCCAUUUCGAGUUUCUUUUUCACGUCCUCUGCAUCCAUUUUGCUGUCGACAUUAUGGUGUUCUGAGUUUGAUACAACCAAUUUAUUAAUGUGAUUAGGAUAGGCUAUAGGUCCGGCCCUAUUGGUCACAUGCGAUGAAAUGCGUACAUGUUUCACGUAAAGAGAGCAAGGGUUGAGGGAAUAGGAAAUGUUUUUCCUGAACAAAUUAGGGAUUUCGGUAACAGAACUUUUCAGUCAGAAACAAGUAAGACACUAAAUGGAUGAAAUUAUGUGGCAGCUUCAGCACGGACAGCGCAAUAAACACUUACUGUGAUGUGGUCCUCUGUAGCUCAGCUGGUAGAGCACGGCGCUUGUAACGCCAUGGUAGUGGGUUCGAUCCCCGGGACCACCCAUACACAAAAAAAAUGUAUGCACGCAUGACUGUAAGUCGCUUUGGAUAAAAGCGUCUGCUAAAUGGCAUAUUAUUAUUAUUAUUAUUAUGUGGUGCCUUUUCGCUGCAGUAAGGAGGAGAGCGAAACAACGUGUGCCAGUCACACAGGCACUCGCUGUCAUUUUAUUUAACACAGUGUGACCAUCGGGCUCUUUCUUGAGUCAUUUGUGUGUCUUAAUUAUUUAUAGUGUGCUUAAAGCAUCAGACAAGCUCAGUGCAUAUGUUGUUGGUUUUAUUUAAACACAUAGGGUGUGUCUGUCUAUAUAUGGAAAAAUAAGUUAAAACAUUUCGACCAAUCGAUUGGUUGAAAGAACAGGACGACUCUCAGUUGGUAGAGCAUGGCGCUUGCAACGCCAUGGUUGUGGGUUCGUUUCCCACGGGAGGCCAGUAUGGAAAAAAAAAUUAUGCACUCACUAACUGUAAGUCGCUCUGGAUAAGAGCGUCUGCUAAAUGACUAAAAUGUAAUGUAAAUGAUAUUAUCGGUAGGACUGGUGGAGUUACAGUGGGGGAAAAAAGUAUUUAGUCAGCCACCAAUUGUGCAUGUUCUCCCACUUAAAAAGAUGAGAGAGGCCUGUAAUUUUCAUCAUAGGUACACGUCAACUAUGACAGACAAAAUGAGAAAAUUUUUCCAGAAAAUCACAUUGUAGGAUUAUUUAUGAAUUUAUUUGCAAAUUAUGGUGGAAAAUAAGUAUUUGGUCAAUAAAAAAAGUUUCUCAAUACUUUGUUAUAUACCCUUUGUUGGCAAUGACACAGGUCAAACGUUUUCUGUAAGUCUUCACAAGGUUUUCACACACUGUUGCUGGUAUUUUGGCCCAUUCCUCCAUGCAGAUCUCCUCUAGAGCAGUGAUGUUUUGGGGCUGUCGCUGGGCAACACAGACUUUCAACUCCCUCCAAAGAUUUUCUAUGGGGUUGAGAUCUGGAGACUGGCUAGGCCACUCCAGGACCUUGAAAUGCUUCUUACGAAGCCACUCCUUCGUUGCCCGGGCGGUGUGUUUGGGAUCAUUGUCAUGCCCAGCCACGUUUCAUCUUCAAUGCCCUUGCUGAUGGAAGGAGGUUUUCACUCAAAAUCUCACGAUACAUGGCCCCAUUCAUUCUUUCUUUUACACGGAUCAGUCGUCCUGGUCCCUUUGCAGAAAAACAGCCCCAAAGCAUGAUGUUUCCACCCCCAUGCUUCACAGUAGGUAUGGUGUUCUUUGGAUGCAACUCAGCAUUCUUUGUCCUCCAAACACGACGAGUUGAGUUUUUACCAAAAAGUUCUAUUUUGGUUUCAUCUGACCAUAUGACAUUCUCCCAAUCCUCUUCUGGAUCAUCCAAAUGCACUCUAGCAAACUUCAGACGGGCCUGGACAUGUACUGGCUUAAGCAGGGGGACACGUCUGGCACUGCAGGAUUUGAGUCCAUGGCGGCGUAGUGUGUUACUGAUGGUAGACUUUGGUCCCAGCUCUCUGCAGGUCAUUCACUAGGUCCCCCCGUGUGGUUCUGGGAUUUUUGCUCACAGUUCUUGUGAUCAUUUUGACCCCACGGGGUGAGAUCUUGCGUGGAGCCCCAGAUCGAGGGAGAUUAUCAGUGGUCUUGUAUGUCUUCCAUUUCCUAAUAAUUGCUCCCACAGUUGAUUUCUUCAAACCAAGCUGCUUACCUAUUGCAGAUUCAGUCUUCCCAGCCUGGUGCAGGUCUACAAUUUUGUUUCUUGUGUCCUUUGACAGCUCUUUGGUCUUGGCCAUAGUGGAGUUUGGAGUGUGACUGUUUGAGGUUGUGGACAGGUGUCUUUUAUACUGAUAACAAGUUCAAACAGGUGCCAUUAAUACAGGUAACGAGUGGAGGACAGAGGAGCCUCUUAAAGAAGAAGUUACAGGUCUGUGAGAGCCAGAAAUGUUGCUUGUUUGUAGGUGACCAAAUACUUAUUUUCCACCAUAAUUUGCAAAUAAAUUCAUAAAAAAUCCUACAAUGUGAUUUUCUGGAGAAUAAAAAUCUAAAUUUGUCUGUCAUAGUUGACGUGUACCUAUGAUGAAAAUUACAGGCCUCUCUCAUCUUUUUAAGUGGGAGAACUUGCACAAUUGGUGGCUGACUAAAUACUUUUUUUCCCCACUGUAUGUCGCACAUGCAGCUAACAAAAACAUAUGGAAAUGUCUGCUCUACCCAAAAUUACAACCAAAUAAUUGCAGCAUUACCGCAAAAAUGGAAAAGGAAAGUGGAAGGGGGUAAAAGUAAGGAACUUGUCUGUCGGCCUUGCAUUAAAGAAUAUAAUUGGUUAAAGAAAAUUGUGAUAAAUAAAAAUGUAUACCAGUUUCAUUUAAGGACCAAAGGAUUGACAGCCGUCCCAUAUAGAUUGCAAAAUAGAUGGGAAGAGAUUUUUGACGUACCGAUUCCAUGGCAUAGUGUUUAUGAAUUGAUACGCAAAACGACGCCGGAUUCAAAACUUAUAAUUUUUCUAUUUAAAUGAUUAUAUAAAAUUAUUGCUACCAAUAGAAUGUUAUUUAUAUGGGGGAUACAAUCUUCCCAGCUCUGCAGAUUUUGCUGCGAAGAGACGGAAUCAUUAGAUCAUUUGUUUUGGUACUGUCCAUUUGUAGCUUGUUUUUGGACACAGGUCCAGGAAUGGCUAAAGGAUUGCAAUAUUUACCUGGAGCUAACCCUGCAGAUAGCGCUACUGGGUGCUCUGAAAAGUCAUAGUCAAUCGAUCAAUAAUAUAAUAAUACUUUUAGCAAAAAUGUUUAUUUUCAAUUUACAAUCUGUAGAAACAAUGAAAAUAGAAAGGUUCAGAACUUUUGUAAAACAUCACAGUACAGUUGAAAUAUAUAUGGCAAAUAGAAAUCCAAUAUGGAUGGUGUUAAGAGAUAGAUGGGAGGUGUUGAAUGGAGCUGAAGAAUGGGACUAAUAACAACUAACAACAACUAAUAACGGAAAGAUAACUAAUGUUAAGCAUACUCCAUAAUAAGUAUAUAGGUUAUAGGUUGAGAGCUUUUGUGAAAGAGCACAGUUAGAAAAAUAUGGCAUAUAGAAGCAAACCAGAUGGAUAUCAUGAAAAUGAUCGGAGGAAGUUCAGGAGUAAAAAUAAACAAAAUAUAAUUAUUGUAGAAUUUGACUGUGUCCAUAAAAUGUAUAUAGUAUGUAUGGGCUGGAAGUAGAGGCCUACGCGUUGUUGUUCACUAGUUUACUCCAAUUGGGGAAGAGGUGGUGGGGUUGGAAAGUAAUGAAGGGAAAUAUAAUUUUUAAAAGGAUAUGUAUGUAUGUAUGUAUGUAUGUAUGUAUGUAUGUAUGUAUGUAUGUAUGUAUGUAUAUAUAUAUGUGUGUGUAUGUAUGUGUAUAUAUAUGCAUACAUGUAUUAUUAUUAUUAUGAUAUAUAUAUUUUUUUCAUACUGGCUCCCCGUGGGAAACGAACCCACAUCCCUGCCGGCCAAACCCUCCCCUACCUUGGACGACGCUGGGCCAAUUGUGCGCCGCCCAUGGGUCUCCCGGUCGCGGCCGGCUGCUCCCGAGUGGCGCAGUGGUCUAAGGCACUGCAUCGCAGUGCUAGUUGUGCCACUAGAGAUCCUGGUUCGAGUCCAGGCUCUGUCGCAGCCGGCCGCGACCGGGAGACCCAUGGGCGGCGCACAAUUGGUCCAGCGUCGUCCAAGUUAGGGGAGGGUUUGGCCGGCAGGGAUGUGGGUUCGUUUCCCACGGGGGCCAGUAUGAAAAAAAAUAUAUAUAUAUAUACAGUGGGGAGAACAAGUAUUUGAUACACUGCCGAUUUUGCAGGUUUUCCUACUUACAAAGCAUGUAGAGGUCUGUACUUUUUAUCAUAGGUACACUUCAACUGUGAGAGACGGAAUCUAAAACAAAAAUCCAGAAAAUCACAUUGUAUGAUUUUUAAGUAAUUAAUUUGCAUUUUAUUGCAUGACAUAAGUAUUUGAUCACCUACCAACCAGUAAGAAUUCCGGCUCUCACAGACCUGUUAGUUUUUCUUUAAGAAGCCCUCCUGUUCUCCACUCAUUACCUGUAUUAACUACACCUGUUUGAACUCGUUACCUGUAUAAAAGACACCUGUCCACACACUCAAUCAAACAGACUCCAACCUCCAACCAGCAGGGAUUUUAGCCCACUCCUCCAUACAGACCUUCUCCAGAUCCUUCAGGUUUUGGGGCUGUCGCUGGGCAAUACGGACUUUCAGCUCCCUCCAAAGAUUUUCUAUUGGGUUCAGGUCUGGAGACUGGCUAGGCCACUCCAGGACCUUGAGAUGCUUCUUACGGAGCCACUCCUUAGUUGCCCUGGCUGUGUGUUUCGGGUCGUUGUCAUGCUGGAAGACCCAGCCACGACCCAUCUUCAAUGCUCUUACUGAGGGAAGGAGGUUGUUGGCCAAGAUCUCGUGAUACAUGGCCCCAUCCAUCCUCCCCUCAAUACGGUGUAGUCGUCCUGUCCCCUUUGCAGAAAAGCAUCCCCAAAUAAUGAUGUUUCCACCUCCAUGCUUCACGGUUGGGAUGGUGUUCUUGGGGUUGAACUCAUCCUUCUUCUUCCUCCAAACACGGCGAGUGGAGUUUAGACCAAAAAGCUCUAUUUUUGUCUCAUCAGACCACAUGACCUUCUCCCAUUCCUCCUCUGAAUCAUCCAGAUGGUCAUUGGCAAACUUCAGACGGGCCUGGACAUGCGCUGGCUUGAGCAGGGGGACCUUGCAUGCGCUGCAGGAUUUUAAUCCAUGACGGCGUAGUGUGUUACGAAUGGUUUUCUUUGAGACUGUGGUCCCAGCUCUCUUCAGGUCAUUGACCAGGUCCUGCCAUGUAGUUCUGGGCUGAUCCCUCACCUUCCUCAUGAUCAUUGAUGCCCCACGAGGUGAGAUCUUGCAUGGAGCCCCAGACCGAGGGUGAUUGACCGUCAUCUUGAACUUCUUCCAUUUUCUAAUAAUUGCGCCAACAGUUGUUGCCUUCUCACCAAGCUGCUUGCCUAUUGUCCUGUAGCCCAUCCCAGCCUUGUGCAGGUCUACAAUUUUAUCCCUGAUGUCCUUACACAGCUCUCUGGUCUUGGCCAUUGUGGAGAGGUUGGAGUCUGUUUAAUUGAGUGUGUGGACAGGUGUGUUUUAUACAGGUAACCAGUUCAAAUAGGUGCAGUUAAUACAGGUAAUGAGUGGAGAACAGGAGGGCUUCUUAAAGAAAAACGAACAGGUCUGUGAGAGCCGGAAUUUUUACUGGUUGGUAGGUGAUCAAAUACUUAUGUCAUGCAAUAAAAUACAAAUUAAUUACUUAAAAAUCAUACAAUGUGAUUUUCUGGAUUUUGUCCGUCUCUCACAGUUGAAGUGUACCUAUGAUAAAAAUUACAGACCUCUACAUGCUUUGUAAGUAGGAAAACCUGCAAAAUCGGCAGUGUAUCAAAUACUUGUUCUCCCCACUGUAUGUAUGUAUGUAUGUGUAUAUAUAUAUUUGCGAGAAAAAUAACAUAUGGGGGAUUGGAAGUGAUGCAGACAAUUACAUUGAUGGAAGUUACUAUCUAUCUGAAAUAUUAAAGCUGAUCUACCCCUAAAAAGAAAAAAAAGAAAAAAAACAGUCAGUUGUAACGAAAAAAAUUUGUAAACCUUUAUUACAGCAUAGCAACGAUUAAAAACAGCCAAAUCUGUGAAAUUGCUUUAUCCGACAUUUUGUCGUUGCAUGAGGCUUGGUGCUCACGGAGUCAGUAGGCUAUUAAACAAACACUCAAACAGGCAACAGAAGCAAGAUCUGUCUUAUUUCUGUAGAUAUACACUACCGGUCAAAAGUUUUCGAACACCUACUCAUUCAAGGGUUUUUCUUUAUUUUUUACUAUUUUCUACAUUGUAGAAUGUUUUCACUAUUAUUCUACAAUGUAGAAAAUAGUAAAAAUAUAGAAAAACCCUUGAAUGAGUAGGUGCUCUAAAACUUUUGACCGGUAGUGUAUAUCAAAUAAAAUAAAAUGUUAUUUGCCACAUGCGCCGAAUACAACAGGUGUAGACAUUACAGUGAAAUGCUUACUUACAUGCCCUUAACCAACAAUGUAGUUUUUAAGGGGGGGAAAAAAGGUGUUAAGUAAAAAGUAGAUAAGUAAAAAAUAGCAAAUAAUUAAAGAGCAGCAGUAAAAUAAGUUAACAGUAGGGAGGCUAUAUACAGGGGGUACCGGUACAGAGAAUGCAAAUAGUCUGGGUAGCUGUUCAGGAGUCUUAUGGCUUGGGGGUAGAAGCUGUUAAGAAGCCUUUUGGACCUAGACUUGGCGCUCCGGUACCGCUUGCUGUGCGGUAGCAGAGAGAACAGUCUAUGACUAGGGUGGCUGGAGUCUUUGAUAAUUUUUAGGGCCUUCCUCUGGUAUAGAGGUCCUGGAUGGCAGGAAGCUUGGCCCCAGUGAUGUACUGGGCCAUACGCACUACCCUCUGUAGUGUCUUGCGGUUGGAGGCCAAGCAGUUGCCAUACCAGGCGGUGAGGCAACCAGUCAGGAUGCUCUCGAUGGUGCAGCUGUAUAACUUUUUGAGGAUCUGAUGAACCAUGCCAAAUCUUUUCAGUCUCCUGAGGGGGAAUAGGCUUUGUCGUGCCCUCUUCACGACUGUCUUGGUGUGUUUGGACCAUGAUAGUUUGUUGGUGAUAUAGACACCAAGGAACUUGAAGCUCUCAACCUGUUCCACUACAGCCCCGUCGAUGAGAAUGGGGGCGUGCUCAGUCCUCUUUUUGUUCCUGUAGUCCACAAUCAUCUCCUUUGUCUUGAUCACGUUGAGGGAGAGGUUGUUAUCUUGGCACCACAUGGCCAGGUCUCUGACCUCCUCCGUAUACGCUGUCUCAUCGUUGUCGGUGAUCAGGCCUACCACUGUUGUGUCGUCGGCAAACUUAAUGAUGGCGUUGGAGUCGUGCCUGGCCAUGCAGUCAUGGAUGAACAGGGAGUACAGGAGGGGACUGAGCACGCACCCCUGAGGGGCCCCCGUGUUGAGGAUCAGCGUGGCAGAUGAGUUGUUACCUACCCUUACCACCCUGGGGGCGGCCCAUCAGGAAGUCCAGGAUCCAGUUGCAGAGGGAGGUGUUUAGUCCCAGGGUCCUUAGCUUAGUGAUGAGCUUUGAGGGUGCUAUGGUGUUGAACGCUGAGCUGUAGUCAAUGAAUAGCAUUCUCACGUAGGUGUUCCUCUUGUCCAGGUGGAAAAGGGCAGUGUGGAGUGCAAUAGAGAUUGCAUCAUCUGUGGAUCUGUUGGGGCGGUAUGCAAAUUGGAGUGGGUCUAGGGUUUCUGGGAUAAUGAUGUUGAUGUGAGCCAUAACCAGCCUUUCAAAGCAUGUGAGUGCUACGGGUCGGUAGUCAUUUAGGCAGGUUAUCUUAGUGUUCUUGGGCACAGGGACUAUGGUGGUCUGCUUGAAACAUGUUGGUAUUACAGACUCAAUCAGGGACAUGUUGAAAAUGUCAGUGACGACACUUGCCAGUUGGUCAGCACAUACUCUGAGUACAUGUCCUGGUAAUCCAUCUGGCCCUGUGGCCUUGUGAAUGUUGACCUGCUUAAAAGUCUUACUCACAUCGGCUACGGAGAGCGUGAUCACAUAGUCAUCCGGAACAGCUGAUGCUCUCAUGCAUGCUUCAGUGCUGCUUGCCUCGAUGCGAGCAUAGAAGUGAUUUAGCUCAUCUGGUAGGCUUGUGUCACUGGGCAGCUCGCAGCUGUGCUUCCCUUUGUAGUCUGUAAUAGUUUUCAAGCCCUACCACAUCCGACGAGCGUCAGAGCCGGUGUAGUACGAUUCAAUCUUAGUCCUGUAUUGACUCUUUGCCUGUUUGAUGGUUUGUCGGAGGGCAUAGCGGAAUUUCUUAUAAGCGUCCGGGUUAGAGUCCCGCUCCUUGAAAUCGGCAGCUCUACCCUUUAGCUCAGUGCGGAUGUUGCCAGUAAUCCAUGGCUUCUGGUUGGGGUAAUGUUGCACCAUUAUUUAUUACAUAAUAUAACCAUAUACAAUUUCAGUAUCAUAUGUCUUAGAGUGAUGGACUGAUCAGUCCACUGAGACAGGCGCGAAUCAGGUGCGACAGGUGUCUUGUGCACCAUGAAAAACAAAAAAACUUGACUGAAGAAAUCUCGGUCGACAAACAGCUUAUCAACCAAACAAUUGACCAGUCGACUAAAUUGGGUCAGUCCUAGAAAAAAUAUAUAAUGAGUUUUUCACAACACAAUGAACGCGUCACCUUUUAAUAAUUAUAACAAUCACACCCACGCUAACAACACGACUCACCCACUCUAAUCACUGGCACAUCUGAAGUCAGGAUGCAAUGCGCGUGGAGGGUCAAAGCACAUAAAUAAAUCAGGGUUGUGUGUGCAAGCUGGUUAGGAUAUAUAAGACUUUCAAACCCAUUCACUGCAUUUGAUAAGGAGAAUGAUCAGUAUAUGAUUCCAUUGACUCAAAGGGAAUUAUGUUCUAAGACAUUGAAAACGGUCUGUUAUGCUCUUUGCAAUGAGUUGUCAAAGUGAUAUCAUUCAUGAAAAGUUGGAUUGAAAUAAUGGAAAUGACUGUUGUUCCCUCUAGUUGAAAUGGCCUACUUUUUUCAUCGCACGCAUAGAACGAGAUGUCUUCUGCAUAUGAGAAGACACAAAGAAAACGUGAUGACAAUUUCAUUGGAGAAGAACUCCAUUAUAUUACUUAUAUACAGUAACUAGCUGGAAGGGUAAGACAGAGACAUGGUUGUGACCCCUGCAGUGUAGACAGACAGUGGCUCAGCGUGUUGGGCUCCAGCCGUGGAAUGAAGCAUCAGUAUCAGUCAGUGAGUGAGUGAGUCAUUCAGUGAGUCAGGCUCCCUGGCCUGCCUUACCCAUGCCAGUCUCUGUCCACACGUGAAGGUCGUCACAGAGAGAGGGGCCCCCAGGCCAGGCAGGAGAUGGCAGAAAGCUGUUGGACUCGUCAAUGACCUGUCCACACUGUGUGUACUCCACAACCUGUCACUAUGACGGAGGUGUGUUGUGUUGAAGUGUGGAGAUGUUGUUAGUUAGACAGAGUGCUUCAUAGGUUUCCCUUCGACAGUGUAAUAGCCUUUUAGCUGUUGAAGAGUGUAUUAUCGUGUUGAAAAGGUGUCAGGAACACAGCACAGGGUGGGUGUAUACGUGUGAUUCAGCACAAUGCUUAUAUGGGAUGCCACUUAAUCAUAUUAACACUGUCUCUGUCAUUGCUGCAAGUAGGGUUGUGAUGGUCAUGGACUUUUGGAUGAUGGUAAUAGCAAAUGUUCUCCUAUCCUCCGCUCCUGAACGCAUGUGCUGCCAUAGAAAUAGAAUGAAUAGAACGAGCGUCCCCAUUCGUCAAUGAUAGCAUAAUGGGUGGACUGGCGGCCAUUGCAAGUGUACCCAUAGCAGCAUCACAUUAGUGAAAACCAAGACUGUUCUCAGGGCAGGCCUGGUUGUAGCUAGAUAUGUUUGAGUCACGUCGGGGACAAUUUUAGCUAACCUUAACCUUAUUCUUCUAACCUGCCACGUAAGUUUUCCUAACCUGCUACGAAAAGUCACUUCUGCUAGUCAAAACCGACAGACUUGCCCUUAGAACAGUCUUGGUUUCCACUAAUGCGAUACAGCGUUCCCAUAGGCACAAAGCAGGAAGUAAAAGCAGGAGGUGUACCCAUCAAUAUGUGCUGUGAUUUGUUGAUUCAACUCAACUGACAUUACAAAAAUGUGUGCACGAACAGCCUAAAAAACCCUUGCCGAAGACCAAAAUGAACAAAAACGUCACAAAAUGUCGUCAUAAUAUAUACACAAACUGUUCCGAACUGUUUCGGAUGGGAAGCAUGUGGCCGCGUUUAGACUCCACUGUGUUCUUUAUAGGGACCUCAGUCUGUGACUGAGCACUGGGCUUGAUAACACCAUAAUUGUCCUAUUUAGCUAACAUCGACAUCAGUUUUUCCUGAACAUAAAAAGGUUAAAAAGAAUGUUGUUGGAGUAAUGACUUUGUAUUCGGAAUGUCAAGGGAGCCGUCUAGAAACAAUCAAUUUGACCAGUAGAAAAUAAUAUCAUUGCUACAUAUUGCUAUUAAGCCAGGUGAGCAGUAUAGUUCUGUGGCAUAUUCAUUUAAGAUGUAUUUGGCUGGUUUUACCCCCAAAAAUUUUUUCCUUGAAGGAAUUUACAUUAAAUCAGAAUAUGAAAUAAAAAACUUACUGUAACAUUUUCUGUGUGAAGGUAGACAAAUAAUUACUUUAGGGAUAUACAUUGUUUAUUUGCAGGAAGGUUGUCAAGAACCGGUAGUGCUGUUAUGUAGUGAUUGAGUUAGGAUAAUCCAGUCUCGGUGUCCAAGUCUGGGCAGGGCUAUAGAGAGCAGGUUGAGCCCCUCUGGAAUGAGGCCAUGGUUCAGGACAGACAGGGUCUCUCCACAGGACACAGAGCAGCUCUCUAACAGGCUGGUCUCUCCUGUCUCUCCCUCCCUCCAUCCCAGGGAUUUGACCAGCUGAGGAUAGAGGGAUUACUGUGUGAUGUCACACUGGUGGCGGGGGACGGAGACGAAGCCUUUCCAGUGCACCGCGCAAUGAUGGCCUCCUCCAGCGACUACUUCAAAGCCAUGUUCACAGGUAAGACAUUAUGUCUCUCUCUCUCUCUCUCUCUCUCUCGCAGCAGCAGCAAGCACAGGAUGGGACGACUGCAUAUUGUGUUUAAUGUUGAUUAACAGACUGAGUGAUCAGAGGAUUAGCCUGUUUGUCACGCGUCCAUCAUUCAAUCUGUACUCUGGGGCUGUUAGCAUUGUGUUGUCUGGUUGUUGCGUAAAUCGCCUUCUGAUGGAAGCAGUGUGUGUGUGUGUGUUUGAGCCAGCCAUGGCUAAUCAGAAGGGCGUUGUUGGUCUCUGUCUUGGUUCUCCUGCCUGGUAGAUGGAAAUUAUUGUGUCAAUCUCCCUGAAAGAGGCUUCUCCCAAAGUGCUCUUUUCCUUUAAGCACAGCGUGAAUCCUCCAGGGUUUGAGAUGCUGCUUUUUACUUCCCCUGUCAUCUCUACAAUCUGACAAGCUACACUACAUGACCAAAAGUAUCUGGACACCAGCUCGAACAUCUCAUUCCAAAACCAUGGGCAUUAAUAUGAGUUGGUCCCCCCUUUGCUGCUAUAACAGCCUACACUCUUCUGGGAAGGCUUUCCACUAGAUGUUGGAACAUUGCUGCGGGGACUUGCUUCGAUUCAGCCACAACAGCAUUAGUGAGGUCGGGCACUUAUGUUGGGCAAUUAGGCCUGGCUUGCAGUCGGCGUUCCAAUUCAGCCCAAAGGUGUUCAAUGGGGUUGAGGUCAGGGCUCUGUGCAGGCCAGUCAAGUUCUUCCACAUCGAUCUCAACAAACCAUUUCUGUAUGGACCUCGCUUUGUGCACGGGGGCAUUGUCAUGCUGAAACAGGAGAGGGCCUUCCCCAAACUUUUGCCACAAAGUUGGAGCACAGAAUCAUCUAGAAUGUAAUUGUAUGUUGUAGUGUUACGAUUUCCCUUCACUGGAACAAAGGGGCCUAGCCCGAACCAUGAAAAACAGCCCCAGACCAUUAUUCCUCCUCCACCAAACUUUACAGUUGGCACUAUGCAUUCGGCAGGUAGCGUUCUUCUGGCAUCCGCCAAACCCAGAUUCGUCCGUCGGACUGCCAGAUGGUGAUGCGUGAUUCAUCACUCCAGAGAACACGUUUCCACUGCUCCAGAGUCCAAUGGCGGCAAGCUUUACACCACUCCAGCCGACGCUUGGCAUUGCACAUGGUGAUCUUAGGCAUGUGUGAGGCUGCUCGGCCAAGGAAACCCAUUUCAUUAAGUUCCCGACGAACAGUUCUUGUGCUGACGUUGCUUCCAGAGGCAGUUUGGAACUCGGUAGUGAGUGUUGCAACCGAGGACAAAAACAAUUUAAUCCAUUUUUGAAUAAGGCUGUAACGUAACAAAAUGUGGAAAAAGUCAAGGGGUCUGAGUACUUUCCGAAUGCAAUGUAUAUAGUGUACCUUACCUUGAAUUAGAUGUGGGACCUUUUCCCCAGGGGUUAAAGUUUCGAUUUGCCUUGUGCUUUUAGAAAAAUAAUAAGCCUUUUCACAAGACAAUGCAAAAAUUGCAUUCAACACUGAGGUUGUUUAGAAAUGUUAUUUAUGUUAUUGUACAAUGCCUGGGAAAUCAUUUCUGUGAUCAGCAACAAUAUUCAGCAUGUGUAUUUUUCUUUCCGUAAUGUAUUUCUGUUUUUCUUUCUUUCUUCUUGUUGUAGCUUAGUAAGUGCCUCACUGAUGACGCAAAUAGAAAUGACUGAGAUAGAUGCAGUUAUUCCUCAAGAGUUAGGCAAUGUCGAAUGUCCUCUUCUUAACAGCCAAAAGAGGACAGCCUCAAUACCUGUAAGUGGUUCAGCAGAUAUUUGACAAGUAUGCAGCCUAUCUGAGAGGUUCAGAAGUGUUGUUGAGCUGAAAUAGAUGUGCUAAGAGGGAAGUGAGUCACUGUUUAAGCCCGUAAUAAGGAGGGGAGUAUGCUGCUGCGAUGCUGAGCAAAGGCUUUUCACUGCGACCCACAGCCCUCUCUGGGUGAAUUAUACAACGGUCUCCAGGCUUUGGUGAAUACAUUUCAUUUACAUGCAGCCAUAAUGGUAGAUGUAUGAAAGCUCGGUGGAAUGGCGUCUGUUCCUUCGGUUAGCCUUGACUGUCAAAGGCAGAGCUCAUAGGUGAUGCUAUUCUGUUUUUCUCUGACUGGUGCCUUGUAUAAUAUGCUCCUUGUGUUUUUCUCCUGUCUCUCUGUUUCUCUCUCUGUCUGUCUCUGUCUGUGUGUCUCUCUCUCUCUGUCUCUCUCUCUAUCUCUCUCUGUCUCUCUCUCUCUCGCUCUCUCUCUCUCCUCAUCACGCAGGUGGAAUGAAGGAACAGGAUUUGAUGUGCAUCAAGCUUCAUGGUGUCAACCGAAUAGGCCUGAAGAAGAUCAUAGACUUCAUCUACACGGCCAAGCUGUCUCUCAACAUGGAGAACCUGCAGGACACACUGGAGGCAGCCAGCUUCCUCCAAAUCCUCCCUGUGCUCGACUUCUGCAAGGUCUUUCUCAUAUCUGGGGUAAGGAGCCUAACACUGCCUGCUCAUCCUACCUGAUCUUAUAGCCUGCUCGUAUAGCCUGCUCGUAUAGCCUGCUCGUAUAGCCUGCUCGUAUAGCCUGCUCAGCCCUCCAGAACCAGCCAGGGGGAUUAUACUCAGCAGCUUAAGAUAUCUGACUACUGUACUCUACUGCCUACUUUAAUAUCUAGAUUUGGCCUGCGGUAAAAGCACUGUGUAAAAUGUGUUGUUUGUGUGUGGUGUGACUGAGAGUGGUUGCUUCUCACUGCUUCCCCUCUCUCCUUGGCUGCAGGUGUCCCUGGAUAACUGUGUGGAGGUGGGGCGCAUCGCUAACACAUACAACCUCACGGAGGUGGACAAAUACGUCAACAACUUCAUCCUCAAGAACUUUCCCUCGCUGCUGGGCACGGGGGACUUUGUCAAGCUGCCCUUUGAGCGGCUGGCCUUUGUUCUGUCCAGUAACAGUCUGAAGCACUGCAGCGAGCUGGACCUGUUCAAGGCCGCGUGCCGCUGGCUCCGCUAUGAGGACGGACGCAUGGACCACGCCCCCAAGCUCAUGAAGAACAUCCGCUUCCCCCUCAUGAACCCCCAGGAGCUCAUCAACCACGUGCAGACUGUAGACUUUAUGCGCACAGACAACACCUGCGUCAACCUUCUCCUGGAGGCCAGCAACUACCAGAUGAUGCCCUAUAUGCAGCCGGUCAUGCAGUCAGAGAGGACGGCCAUCCGCUCAGACAGCGGUCACCUGGUCACCCUGGGCGGCGUCCUGCGCCAGCAGCUGGUGGUCAGUAAGGAGCUGCGUCUGUUUGACGAGAAGGCCCACGAGUGGAAGGCGCUGGCGCCCAUGGACGCCCCCCGCUACCAGCAUGGCAUCGCCGUCAUCGGCAACUUCCUCUACGUGGUGGGAGGCCAGAGCAACUAUGACACCAAAGGCAAGACGGCGGUGGACACGGUGUUCCGUUACGACCCGCGCUACAACAAGUGGAUGCAGGUGGCGUGCCUUAACGAGAAACGCACCUUCUUCCACCUCAGCGCUCUCAAGGGACACCUCUACGCCGUGGGUGGACGCAAUGCCGCUGGAGAGCUGGGUGAGUUUAAUUCACCAAGGUUGGUUAAUUACACUGCUUGUAGUCCUGCUCUAAUGCUUAACAUAUCUGGGUAUAUUUGGAAAGGACAUCUCAUGGGAAAUAGUGAAAGGCAAGCACAAGGCACACCAAUUGUCAGUUGUCACAACAUGAUGGUGUAGCACAGGUGCACAUGUGGCGUGGCUGUGUGAUUCUGACAUAGCCCUGGACCAGGCAGAGUAUAGGAUGAGAUGAGGGAGGGCUAGCUGCAGCCAGACCCUGUGAACGACAGCAGCAGAAACAACAAGGUGAAGGAGGAGGAGGUCAGGGAGAGGUAGCGGCCGGUGGAAUGUUUGUAAGUAGCAUCCCAGGACACUGUGAUCUGAUGUCAGUGCCCACCCAGCUCAGCAGCUAGACUCUCAUUGCAGAGUGCAGACGACAGAGUGGUGCCACCCUACUACCUCAAUGCAGCCCUGUAAUUGUAGGGGACAGGCUGGCCAGGUCAUGCUAUCCACUCUGCUCCUCUGGGUUGUGGGCUGUAAUUGCCACAGUAGGCAUGGGUCCUCGUAGGGCACUAGUUCACUCUGAAUGGGUAGAACGGACAGUCUCCUGUGCUGGUUACUGCCUGUUAUCCUUGGGAAGCCAGUCUGGGACUCAGAUAUUCUGUCACUUGUUUCGAACGCAGCACGGAGUUCAGCCUUUUGAACAUAAAUCGUUUUUGAUGUAACCACGCGGAGGAGGGAGGGUUUUGAAACUUUGAUUUGCUACUGAGGUUCUGUCAGCUUAUUUUAAAAGAUUUAAAGAACAUAAAAGGCUCCCCUCAGUCAGGGCGGUUUGAGAGUAGAGGAUGGUGAUGUGUGUGUGUGUGUGUGUGUGUGUGUGUGUGUGUGUGUACAGUCAGUGACACACGCUGACACAUACACACACACACACACACACACACACACACACACAUUUGUUAACAUAUGAUGGAUGAUGUGGUUAUAUUUACAGGUUUAAAGGCCAUCCAUCCUGUUUAUACCUCUAUGGCCACUCUCCAUAACUGUCCAUGUGAAAGCCUUUCAUAUUAAUCCACUCUACUAGGACAGCCAGAGCACAAACAUGUGAGGAACAAUGACAGCACGGAUAUCUCUGAUGUUUGAAUAAUUGAUUUGUAGGACGCUCUUGUAAAUAUAGCAGCAUGUAACCAAAGCUCUUGAGCACUCAUUUGCAUGUAUACCUUAAAGCACCAAGCACUCUGGGGACAAGUGAAAAUGUACUUGGUAACUGGGGCUAUUACUUCAUUUAUUAGCUUUGGAUAUUUUUCAGAAUGCAUUCUUGCAAAUCAUCAGUUAUUGUUUAGGAACCGUGUGGGAAGAAGUAGAUAGAGAAUAGAUAUAGAACACAUUACUAAUUAGUAGGGUUCUAAUAAAUCACUAAUGCCUGCUGCUGCCGUUUUAUUCUCCCAGUAAAGUUCGUUAAAGAUAUUUAUUCUUCUUCGAAUGAUUUGGACUGUUAAUGUUUAAUUAGGCCUAGGCUGCUUCCCCUUUUGACAAGUUCUCACAGGAAAUAUCGGUGAAGUGAAUACUGGCUUACUUAGUGAGAUAAUGAUGAAAACGUGAUGUAGUGAUGCUCUGAAUUGGAGACCAUCCAUUUGGUCCACUGGAACUUCUGUAUCAAAACUGUAGCCAGAGCUCUUUGUAUCUGGGCCUGGGUUAAACCCUAUAGGUAGGUCCCAGGGAUUAGCCCAGCGUUUCCCAAACUCAGUCUUGGGGACCCCAAGGGGUGCAAGUUUUGCUUGACCAAUAACCGUCAUCCAAAAUUCCAUGACUGUCACAGCCCUAGCCAGGGCAAAGACAAAGGAGGAUUGAGUGUUUGACCUGAUCACCUGGACAGUCAGGUGGUGUCUAAGACCUCGUCACCCACCAACCCAGCUACGCCUAUAGGCUGCAUGAUAAUAUCCUUUCUGCUUCAACUGCCAUAUGGAGACUCCUCUGCCUGGGUGCCAGCCAGCUUGAGAAAUCAGCUUUGCCCUCUGUCUGGAAACUUGAUUGGACAAAUAAUUUUCUAACCUGACAAAUCACUGCCUAAUUGAGAGGCUCCAGACAGAGUGGCGUGAAGAGAACAUCCCAGGCUAGCCUAUACGCUACUGAAUUAUGAUAAGAGCCUUCAAGUGGAGUGGUACAGAGUAGGCCCUAAUUAUGUAAUGGGGAGUGGAUACACCCUCCCUAGUCUCUCUGUGUAGACUAGAGUCACUGCAAUGAAGGGGCUGGGGAGUGGAGUGGUGGUUGGUGGGGGGAUCUCUGCUUUGUAUUUAGGUACCUGGUUCAGCAGCUCCCACACUGACCCUCCAAGGCCGCAUUUGCAGCUAUGUUUGUUCUCCUUAGUUUUCUCUUGAACUACUUUCCCCUCUAAUACUCUGUUGUUGUUUUUCUUCCCCAUGCAGCCACGGUGGAGUGCUACAACCCCAGGACAAACGAGUGGACGUACGUCGCUAAAAUGAACGAGCCACACUACGGCCAUGCAGGGACGGUGUACGGUGGUUACAUGUAUAUUUCAGGUACGUACUUGGCUCCAAAUCAAGUUGCUGAUGCAGUUUAGUCCUAUUAGCUCCAGGGUUUGGUGGAGGGGAGGCUCUUUUCGUAUUUGACUGUACUUGUGUUUUAGAGCCACUGACUGUAUCAGAUGGCAGUGCUCUGUUUGAGAGAGUGACUGGCAUGCUACAAGAUAGAUGUGUGGGUUUUCUGUGGGUGACUAAAGCCUCACAAGUUUGACAGUCACACGUCCUAAUCGUUUCAGUCACACGUUAGCCAUAAGAUGGAGCAGCAUGUGAUAUAGGACUGGGCGAUAUGGCCUAAAAAGCAUAUCUCUAUUUAAUUUUUUUAUUAUUUAUGGCCGAUUUCACAAUAUAUAUCUAGAUUUUAAUGUUUUCUCUAAAUAAGCUUUGUUGUACAAUUAAAGGUCAAAUUCACAGACAGUCAGCAAUAAUCUAAUGAAUUCAGGGCUUGGGAAAUUAUACCUAGGCUAAAUAUAAGCCUUCCACAACCAUAAGAUCCACUAAUAAUUUUAUAAUUUUAUCAAAAUAGUUUAAUGGGCUUUUUUGCAAUAAUCACUGAUCUGGCUUUCAAGUCUGUCUAUGAAAAUUCCCUUUUUGUUACAAUUUUUACCAGAACCAUGCAUAAUGCACAUUCACUUAUAAUGACUAACUUCUUGUAGCAGGCAUUAGGCUAUAGAAAAUUAACACAGGUCUCAUAAACAAUCUCUCAAGCACAAGCCCAUGUGCUAGUGAGUUGCCAGCUAAUCUUUAUAUUUCAAGUUUAGCCAACUUGGAUGUAUUUGCUUGCUAACAAGGUAGAACAGUUGAAUUGUUAUGAACACACCCUUCUGUCUCCAACUGUUUCAUCAGCAUGCUAGCCUGUCCACUUUGUUCAGAUGUUGAAAUCAAGUGGCCUACCUUGUUUCUCAGAAUGAGAACAAGUUGCCAAUUCCUUAUAUAAUUGUUUUAUACUUAUUGCACAUUUAUAAAACACAGACUAGACAGUAUUUGGCUAAAAUGCUGCUAGCGGUACGUGGUACUAGGGUUGUUAUGGUGACCGUAUUAUCGCCACACCGGCGGUCACGUGACUGUUUAGUCACGGUAACUAGGCUUCUCCAAAACUGCUCUCUGAUGCUGCUAAUGGUUAUUAGUAGCCUACCAAACUUGCUAACUGCCUGGUACUCAGCACUCUAUUGUCCCUCUAAUCACUCUGGCAUCAAUGCAAAUGUAAUGGAACAUUUAAAUCAAACACUUCAUGAGAGCCCAUGAGUUCAUGUUGCGCAACAUUUAUAUAGACUAUGCAAUUGCGUGAAAAAACAACAUAGUUUUGAUGGCCUCUAUUAAAAAAGAGGAGGAUUCCAUCAGCUUUCUAUAGGCUUACUAUAUUUAUUUCUCAACUUUCUUAAUAUUAAGCACAUUGCUUCGCUUUACAACAGGAGUAUAGCCUACCUGGCUGGCAUGAAAAUGAACCACGGGAAAAGCAUUCUCCAUUCGCUAUUUAAGUGCAUAGAUGACAUGUAUUUUUUCCCCCUCCCCCUGUUCCAAGACAGGUGCAUGAUAAUGAUCCAUUCUAAUUCAAAACUAUUUUCACACAUACAGUGGGGAAAAAAAAUAUUUAGUCAGCCACCAAUUGUGCAAGUUCUCCCACUUAAAAAGAUGAGAGAGGCCUGUAAUUUUCAUCAUAGGUACACGUCAACUAUGACAGACAAAAUGAGGAAAAAAAAUCCUGAAAAUCACAUUGUAGGAUUUUUAAUGAAUUUAUUUGCAAAUUAUGGUGGAAAAUAAGUAUUUGGUCAAUAACAAAAGUUUCUCAAUACUUUGUUAUAUACCCUUUGUUGGCAAUGACACAGGUCAAACGUUUUCUGUAAGUCUUCACAAGGUUUUCACACACUGUUGCUGGUAUUUUGGCCCAUUCCUCCAUGCAGAUCUCCUCUAGAGCAAUUAUGUUUUGGGGCUGUCGCUGGGCAACACAGACUUUCAACUCCCUCCAAAGAUUUUCUAUGGGGUUGAGAUCUGGAGAUUGGCUAGGCCACUCCAGGACCUUGAAAUGCUUCUUACGAAGCCACUCCUUCGUUGCCCGGGCGGUGUGUUUGGGAUCAUUGUCAUGCUGAAAGACCCAGCCAUCUUCAAUGCCCUUGCUGAUGGAAGGAGGUUUUCACUCAAAAUCUCACGAUACAUGGCCCCAUUCAUUCUUUCCUUUACACGGAUCAGUCGUCCUGGUCCCUUUGCAGAAAAACAGCCCCAAAGCAUGAUGUUUCCACCCCCAUGCUUCACAGUAGGUAUGGUGUUCUUUGGAUGCAACUCAGCAUUCUUUGUCCUCCAAACACGACGAGUUGAGUUUUUACCAAAAAGUUCUAUUUUGGUUUCAUCUGACCAUAUUACAUUCUCCCAAUCCUCUUCUGGAUCAUCCAAAUGCACUCUAGCAAACUUCAGACGGGCCUGGACAUUUACUGGCUUAAGCAGGGGGACACGUCUGCCCACUGCAGGAUUUGAGUCCCUGGCGGCGUAGUGUGUUACUGAUGGUAGGCUUUGUUACUUUGGUCCCAGCUCUCUGCAGGUCAUUCACUAGGUCCCCCCGUGUGGUUCUGGGAUUUUUGCUCACCGUUCUUGUGAUCAUUUUGACCCCACGGGGUGAGAUCUUGCGUGGAGCCCCAGAUCGAGGGAGAUUAUCAGUGGUCUUGUAUGUCUUCCAUUUCCUAAUAAUUGCUCCCACAGUUGAUUUCUUCAAACCAAGCUGCUUACCUAUUGCAGAUUCAGUCUUCCCAGCCUGGUGCAGGUCUACAAUUUUGUUUCUGGUGUCCUUUGACAGCUCUUUGGUCUUGGCCAUAGUGGAGUUUGGAGUGUGACUGUUUGAGGUUGUGGACUGGUGUCUUUUAUACUGAUAACAAGUUCAAACAUGUGCCAUUAAUACAGGUAACGAGUGGAGGACAGAGGAGCCUCUUAAAGAAGAAGUUACAGGUCUGUGAGAGCCAGAAAUCUUGCUUGUUUGUAGGUGACCAAAUACUUAUUUUCCACCAUAAUUUGCAAAUAAAUUCAUAAAAAAUCCUACAAUGUGAUUUUUAGGAUUUUUUUUUCUCAAUUUGUCUGUCAUAGUUGACGUGUACCUAUGAUGAAAAUUACAGGCCUCUCUCAUCUUUUUAAGUGGGAGAACUUGCACAAUUGGUGGCUGACUAAAUACUUUUUUUCCCCACUGUAUAUUAUUUAGUAUAUGUAAAGACAAGAUUAAAUUAAGAAUAGUGUUGUGGGUGACAAUAUUAUUACUUGUGAAUGAUGUAAUAUCACUUGUGAAUGAUGCCCAGUGUGUGCAUUAAGGCCAGAAACAGCACAUGCCUUUUUUGUGUGCAACUUUUUCAAAUCAUAGUCGCACACCUCAUGUAGCCUAGCCCUAUAUGUUUUGAUAAGGUUUGUAUCCAGUGGCCAAAUAACUUCUUAAAAUUAUGCAGAUUAAUCUGCUUUACAACCAGUGUAGAGCCUAACUGGCAUACAUAGACAGCCAUAAUUUUCACUAUAAAAAUGCACCUUUAUAAUAAAGCAUUACAUGCAUAAUAGCAUUUGCGGUCACUUUUGAAAAUGGUGUUUUCCCGCUAAUUGAUUGCAUUUAGGAACAUUCACGCUUAUAGCCUACUGCAUUUUAAGCUAAACGUUCUGAUCUGUUGCAUCAACCUCAUUGCUUUAAAAAAAAUGUUUGAUGCAAGUGUUUGUAUUAAUUUGGGAUCUAUCACAUCCCACAACUGUCCCAGAGUAUGUUUGGAAUAUUUAUUUAUCGCAACGAAGGACAAGUUGAUCAAUAGAAUAGGUUCACUUUUGUACUAUGUGGGAUAGCAGAUUGACAGAGGCUAGUGCUUUUGCUGUUCGUUAGGCCUACUCAUCUUGUUGGCUGACGAAAAGUAAAUGUGGACAGUUCUUCUAACAUCUUCAAUAUACGCCUCGGAAUUCGAUAAGAACGAUGCGCGUCCCCGAUGAGCUGUCUUCACUUGUAGCCUACUUCGGAGCUGAGAGAAGGACCUGAUCAAGUGAGGGCAUUGGCUAAUAAUAAUUGAGAUCUCUGACAGCCAUGUGAGUGAGAGGUGCUUCAAUGCACGGCGAUUGGCAGCCGGGAGCAGGGAAUUAUAAUUAUUAUAUUCAGGCCAAAGGCACAACGGCCACUUUGGUCAAAGCAUGUCUUUUUUUUAGGGGGCAUCACGGCCACACAAGUGGGGUGCCGCUGGGAAAUUCGAGGCCUGGUGAGAAUAUUAUCAAGUGCUUGUCAAAUUGUGAAUGAGAGACUGAUGAAGUGUGGGCAGCCUGCACAAUAAACAAAGCAGAGCUCAUGCCUUUCAUGCUACUUUUUUCAAAUCAUCAUUAGAGUUGCAUCAUGCAGCCUUAGAAUGUAUUAAAAAUCAAAACAUAUAGCCCAACAUUUUAUCACAACUAAAGUUGCAUAAAUAACUCUAAAGUAAGCAUAUAGGAGGACCUGUUUCUUUGUUAACCACUCAACACAGAAUAUCUGCAUGUGCGCACUCCCACGGAAAUCGUUUGGAGAAAAUACCCUUUCUAUUUUAUUCAGCUAUGUUCAAUUGUGUUCUUCAUACUAUAAAAUAAUGCCACAGAAUUCUAAGCAAAUCUUGUCUGCUAAAUGAACUAGUAUAGCCCACAGCCAUAUGGCAUAGCCAGAUCAGGACCUAACAUAAGGACAACUCAGAGUAUGCUAUUCUGUUCUUCUGAAAUAGACUACAUUUUCUUCAUCUCAUGUUUCUUUAGACUUUUUAGAAUGUAGAUGUUUCAAAGGUCUGCAUCAGUGGCUUGUAGGCUGUGUGUGGAAGCCAGGAGAUGGUAAACAUGUUAAUGUUAAUUAACGGUCAAUUACCAUGAGACCAGCAGUUAUUUGCUGGUCAAUCACCGGCUGACAAAAUGUCAUGACCGCCACAGCCCUACUGUGACGUUUUCGGGGGGAUAAUGAUUGUGUGGUUGUCAUAGACUUUGGUGCUACUAAUCCCCUGUCUCUCUGUAGGAGUCAGCCCUGUGCUUGUUUACUUCAUAGGAUUGAAAAUCCUGCCUUAAGGAGAGAUGAGCCACAGUUUCACAAUGUGUGACUAACGCAAAGUGAUGCUGUACAGAGCGAAAGAGAGGGAAGGAUAGAUGAGUGAGAGAAAUGGGAGGGACAGGUUGAUGACUGUGUAGGAGGUGCAGAACCAUAGAGCUCCAACACACAGGCAAGGCUAUGUUGAUCUCCCCCGGCCUCUGGGCACAAGUGUUCAUAUAAGUGUAACCCAGCCACCUACCACUAACACCAUAACCCUCCCUCACCCAGUGGCACCUCACCUGCUCUGCUCCAGCCUGAGCCUCCAGCAUCCAGUAGAGUAACAACAUGGGCCUGGUGGCUCUAAAUUUGGAAUUUUUGCUUCCCAGCUGAUGGGGCUUACGGUCAGGGGUGCACGUUUUGGUUUUUGCCCUAGCAAACCGAGUUUGGGACACUCUGCUCUAUGUGUUUCUGUCUCUGGUUGGCUUAUGGUCCGACUGGCACCUCUGGGUUCCUCUACUGAGAGGAAACGGAACGGGUAACGGUCAUGGUGUUUGAACUAUUAAUACACCAGAAAGUCAACUUCCCUCCCCGUGAAUGAGCAUAUCUUAGUGUCAUCCUGAUCUCACUGCAGAUGUACCGCUAACAUCAAAGCGGUGACCCGUUCAUGCUCUACAACAUUCGCAGAGUACGACCCUACCUUACACAGAAAGCGGCACAGGUCCUAAUCCAGGCACUUGUCAUCUCCCAUCUGGAUUACUGCAACUCGCUGUUGGCUGGGCUCCCUGCCUGUGCCAUUAAACCCCUACAAUUUAUCCAGAACGCUGCAGUCCGUCUGGUGUUCAACCUUCCCAAGUUCUCUCAUGUCACCCCGCUCCUCCGCACACUCCACUGGCUUCCAGUUGAGGCUCGCAUCUACUACAAGACCAUGGUGCUUGCCUACGGAGCUGUGAGGGGAACGGCACCUCCUUACCUUCAGGCUCUGAUCAGACCCUACACCCAAACGAGGGCACUACGUUCAUCCACCUCUGGCCUGCUAGCCCCCCUACCUCUACGGAAGCACAGUUCCCGCCCAGCCCAGUCAAAGCUAUUCGCUGCACUGGCACCCCAAUGGUGGAACAAGCUCCCCCACGACGCCAGGACAGCGGAGUCACUGACCACCUUCCGGAGACACUUGAAACCCUACCUCUUUAAGGAAUACCUGGAAUAGUAUAAAAGUAAUCCUUCUACCCACCCCCCCCCCCAACCCCCUCAUAAAAAAAAAAAGUGUUUGUCCCACUGGCUAUCAUAAGUUGAAUGCACCAAUUUGUAAGUCGCUCUGGAUAAGAGCAUCUGCUAAAUGACGUAAAUGUAAAUGUACCUCACUACAGUUACAGUAGACUGCCUGGAGGAACUGAGCAAUGGUUAGGCCUAAAUAUCUCCACCUUACCAGAUAGAUGUCUGUACUGUAGAGCAUAAUAAUUAAACAAGCUCCCAUCAAGCACUAAGGCAAGCUUCAUUCCUCCAAGGUCACUGGCAGCAUGCAGAGAUGAGAUUUUAUGACAGCCUGCAUUUCAUAACCUCUCACUAGUGAUGGUAGUCAGGUGUUGUUGAGUCAUUUUUUGCCAGUGUCUCUGUCCCCGUAUCUCAGGGGUCACGACCUCACUGUGCAAGGUGACCCACGUGGGGGUGCAGGGCGGUGGCUGUGCUGUC
Messenger RNA from Coregonus sp. 'balchen', 24098 nucleotides. NCBI's taxonomy places the organism in Eukaryota, Metazoa, Chordata, Actinopteri, Salmoniformes, Salmonidae. The record is from the annotation of a GenBank genome assembly.